AUGGAGCGCGCGGUGCGGUCCCGGUACGCGGUGCGGCUGCGGCGCGCGGUGCCGACCGCUGCCAAAUCCACGUCGCGCGGCGGUCGACGCGUCCGACCCCGCGUCGCGCGUUCCGCCGCGCCGAAAGACCCGUGGUGGCGAGACCCGGAGACGGGACGACUGAACGGCGUCGCGCGUCGUUCGCUCGUCGCCGCCGCCGCGCAGCUCGCGUUCGCGGGCGUCGCGCUGGCCGCGCAGCGCGCGUUGAGCGAGUGGCGCGCGCGCGGGCUCGAGGCGCGUUGGCGGCGCGGCGGCGGCGGGACGUUCGCGGAGGCGUGGGUCGACGAGCAGCGCGCGUGGAGGGAGCCCGGCAGGGGUCGGGGGGGCGACGACGGCGACGGCGACGAUGCCGGUGGCAGAUGA
This is a messenger RNA of Micromonas pusilla CCMP1545, 402 nucleotides long. RefSeq lists its product as uncharacterized. NCBI's taxonomy places the organism in Eukaryota, Viridiplantae, Chlorophyta, Mamiellophyceae, Mamiellales, Mamiellaceae. The record is from RefSeq and is a predicted model, not a curated record. The transcript has a single exon. The coding region runs from base 1 to 402 and encodes 133 amino acids.